Molecule: messenger RNA, 2137 nt
Organism: Chaetomium fimeti
Lineage: Eukaryota; Fungi; Ascomycota; Sordariomycetes; Sordariales; Chaetomiaceae
Exons: 1
Coding region: 165-2000 (611 amino acids)
Source: RefSeq, a predicted model, not a curated record
UCGAGGUACUCAUCUGUCCACGUACGACCUGUUUUUCCUGUGCCGCACCUGCUGCUCAACGGCCCCAACCAACCAUUCCAGCCAACUGAACCUGCCUACCGCCAACACCCACCAACACCACCAACUUCGUUGAAAACCAAGGGAGAAAAAAAGAAAAAGCGGAAAUGGAGGAGCCAUCGCCGCUCUUGCGCCUCACCACACCCAUCCGACGCCGCAUCUAUAGUUUCAUUGGGAUAGUGCCGUGGGACCGCGUGAAACUUCCACACAAAUUCGACCUCUAUGGCCGCAAGACCCCGGCGAGGGAACAGCCCGAGGCGAGCGCAUUCCACGGCCUGCUCCUUUCCUGUCGCGUCGUUUACUCUGAGGCCGCCCCUCUCCUCUACUCGGCCAACCGAUUCAUCCUUCACUAUGCCCAUGCCGGGCCGGGAUUCCCCGAACCCUCGGAUCCCCUCAGGCCUCUGCGCGCUCUCACUCCGACGGCUCUCGCAUCCCUAACGAACCUCACUAUCGUCCUCAACCAAGCCUCCUGUCACCAUGACUUUAGUCACGGCGGCUACUACUCGUUGUGCUGCCUCGGCCGCGACGAAACAGGGUUGGGUCCCGGAUUCCUCUGUAAGGGAGAGUUUCACUCCAAUGCCCAUAACCUCCCGCUACUUGCCACGAGCCCAACAAACCUCGAGGGCAACGACAACGGCAAAGCAAGCGAUGCCCAGUUUGCGGCAGCGCAACAGUUACUCGCCAAGUGGCACUCGGCUGCCACCCACCUGUCUUUCAUCACCAGCGGACAACUCGACCUCGCCUUGGUCUGCGACAUUGACCCUCACCAUGAACGGGCACUCGAGGUUGCCGCAUCGGUUAUAAUACCUCUCAGGCGGAUACCCCAGUUGAAAGCCUGCCAUAUCCGCCUUUGUAAAAUACCGGAUCCUGGCCUCCAACGGGCCUCCCAGGAUGCUGUGUCGGAGGUGCUUCGCAUCGCCCCCGCUCCAUAUGCUAGGCCAUCGACAUCACAGACCAGUUUGGUAACUCUCCCGCCCGAACUCCGCCUUCGGAUCCUCGAGUAUACCGACUUGAUCGUGCCGACUAGAGAAGUCACAUGGAGCAGGCAGGAGCGAGGUUAUGUCGUCUUUUAUAGAGACUCGGAUCACUCGCCCGACCGCGAACACCGCGACCGGUUUUCGCCUUGCCUGAGCUCAUCUUGCGAUCGCACCUCCAUCGGUUGUUUUUGCCGCCGUCGCCACGCCGCAUUUUCAUUUACGUGCGAUUGUUGGGCCCCACCUGGGCCCCGACUGUUCCUCAUCUGUCGUACACUAUAUCGGGACGCCCAGUUUACCUUCUUCUCGGGCAAUCAUUUCAUAAUCCACGAUUAUUGGGCCGACCCAUGCUGGGCGUUGCCAUUCAUCGAUAUUUACGAGGAGCCGGCAAGCCCUACCCUUCCCUACGACUACCCAAGUGAGCGCUUCGGUGCCUCCCAGUUCUUACGCGAGGUCAUCCCCACUCACUGCCUCGCCUACCUUCGCUUCCUCGAGCUAGUCUUUCCUUCAUACCUUCCCCAGAGCUGGCCUCAGGCAGGGCAACCCGCGAUGCAGGAUUGGUGGGCGACUGUCGGCUGGCUCGAAGACAAGAUCCAAGCCCCCGCUCUUACCAUCCGGCUAGUUGUGGCAGAUAAAGCUCCCUGCGCCCCGUAUAUGGACUUUAAUGCCAUCACUCCCUCCGAAAUGGACACCAUAAUGAGGUCGUUCCAGGAACUCUUGCGGUCUCUAAAGCCUUUGGCCGACAGAGGCCUCGCCAGGUUUUAUACUACCUUCCGCUCCCCAUGGCGGUACGUCGGGAAACCACAAAACGGCCGUGUGAGGCUGCGUUGGUGCCAAGAACAGGACCGAGCAUUAAAGGAGCGUUCCGAACGUUUUGUUAUGGGGAACCGUUACGGAGAGCUUUAUGCAAAUGGCCGCAAGGAGCCAAGGGAAAGCUUUUGGACCUGGACUCAUUAUGCUCAAUGCUAACCCGCUUGUGGAAUGAUGCGAGAUAGGGGACGUGCAACCAUAGCGGGUGAGACCAUCUUGUAGAUUAUACGUACUCCUGCGGCAGAGGUUUUCAACUGAGAAGUUAGAACAGCAUAUCAAUCCGGCGUCGAACCAGU